CGCUUUCCGCCAGCUUUCUGCCGUUUCCGAGAGCGCGCAAGGGGGGACUUUUCCAUUUCUCUCGCUUUUUGAGGAUUUUAGGGCAUUUUUUUAUUAUUAUUCGAUCGGGCCAGUGAGCGGAGGAAAAAAAUCCCGGUUACUUUGGAGAAAGCACAAUGUCAACGACCUUCCCCGGACUUGUCCACGACGCAGAGAUACGUCACGACGGAUCAAACAGCUACCGGCUCAUGCAGCUCGGGUGCCUGGAGUCCGUGGCCAACUCCUCGGUCGCCUACUCCUCCUCCUCCCCGCUCAGCUACCCGGCGCCGGCGGGGACGGAGUUCGCCUCGCCCUACUUCUCGGCCAACCACCAGUACACGCCCCUCCACCACCAGUCCUUCCACUACGAGUUCCAGCACUCCCACCCAGCCGUGGCCCCGGAGGCCUACGGGCUGAACUCGCUGCACUCGGGUCAGUACUACCAGCAGAUCCACCACGGAGAGCCCGCCGACUUCAUCAACCUGCACAAUGCGCGCUCGGCCCUCAAGUCCUCCUGCCUGGACGAGCAGCAGCGGCGCGAGCUGGGCUGCCUCGACGCCUACCGGCGCCAUGACCUGUCUCUGAUGACGUCACACGGCUCCCAGGCCUACGGCGUCGGCAUGCACCACGGGGACCAGAGGCUGCUGCCCGCCGCCGGCCUGGGUCUCCCUUCGUCCGGGUCGGACGACCUGCAGGGCUCCGUGGAAGCGCAGUGUGGGCUCGUGCUGAACGGCCAAGGGGGCGUCAUCCGGAGAGGGGGGACAUGCGUGGUGAAUCCCACAGAUCUGUUCUGCUCGGUACCGGGCCGACUGUCGCUGCUCAGCUCCACCUCCAAGUACAAAGUCACCAUCGCCGAGGUGAAAAGAAGACUGUCCCCACCAGAGUGCCUCAACGCCUCCCUACUGGGCGGCAUACUGCGCAGAGCGAAGUCUAAGAACGGAGGCCGGUGUCUUCGGGAAAAGUUAGACCGCCUAGGCCUCAACCUGCCGGCAGGACGGAGGAAAGCUGCCAACGUCACACUGCUUACCUCCCUGGUGGAAGGUGAGGCGCUCCACCUGGCGAGGGACUUCGGCUACACCUGCGAGACAGAGUUCCCCAGCAAGGCAGUGGGGGAACAUUUGGCGAGGCAGCACAACGAGCCGAAAGAAACCAGCGCACGCAAGAAAAUGGUCCUGGCUACAAAGCAAAUCUGUAAGGAGUUCCAGGACUUAUUGAGCCAAGACCGCUCUCCUCUGGGCUCCUCCAGACCGACCCCGAUCCUUGACCUGGACAUCCAGAGACACCUCACACACUUCAGUCUGAUCACUCACGGAUUCGGCACGCCGGCGGUCUGCGCAGCUCUCAGCACCUUCCAGACGGUGCUGAGUGAGAUGCUCAACUACCUGGACAAAAACUCGAGCGGGAAAACGGGCGGACCCACCGACCAACAGAUCAACAGCAGCUCAGAAAAGACGCAGCUCCGGAAAACAUCCGAGCCCCAGAGCAAAGACGGGAAAACAGAAAAGACUGAGUAGCCCACACCCACCCGGUCCCCGUGCCUUGGAGCGCUGCAUUUAGGAGAGUGUGUGUGUGUGUGUGUGUGUGUGUGUGUGUAUGUGUGUAGACUUUCAGCAAGGAUUUGUUAACUCCCAUUCAUUACUCUUCUUUGGGACAAUUCAUAUUUAUUGUUAUUUAUUUAUCUUAUGUUGAAAUGUAACUCUAACCUGAAACGUCCCAAACAAGACGUCCUGACGUUUGAGUGAACACAUCCUGUUUAGGUGUGUGUGUGUGUGUGUGUGUGUGUGUGUGUGUGUGUGUGUGUGUGUGUGUGUGUGAGUGUGUGUGUGUUUAUCUGCGUGUGUCAUGACAAGGAAAAGCCUCGCCAUGGAGACGGAUGUGACUCAUCCAAGACUUUUAUUUCUUUAUUUAUUGAUUCUGAAAACAGGAAGUAAACAUGGACACGCUGACAUCACAGUUUUCCAGGACAGGGGUGGUAUCUGCCGAUACAACACAACACACAUCACACACACAUUUCAAGGGCUUUGGGCAAUUUGAUCUCAAUCUAGCUAAUUCAGGUAUGAAUUUUCUACAACAAACACAAAUAUGAAACACUUUUUUUUGUCCUCUGAAGGUUCAUCGAACCUAUUUAUUAAGAAGUAAUCUCUGUCAUUGCUACGUAAAGUUCAAGUUUUGUUAAAAUUCUCAGUCGACUAAAUUUCAAUGAUCUCACUUUCCAAACAUCUUCAAUAGAUCAAAUUAUAAAGACCCUGACCCAAGCCCUUAUACACACACACACACACACACACACACACACCUGUUCCCGAGAGAGCACUUGAACCCCCCUUCCCCCAAGCAGACGUAUUUUAAUAUUUACACCGUACAAUCAGUGCCAUGGCAACCAGUGUGUUUACCAUGUGGGCAACAGAGAAAAUGACACUGUUUCUGGAUGUGAGACUGACACCACUGCCUGGGCUAGGCUGUGGUGUGUGAAUGUGUGAGUGUGUGUGUCUGUGUGUGGAAGAGAGAGAGAGAGAGA
This is a messenger RNA of Anarrhichthys ocellatus (wolf-eel), 2533 nucleotides long. RefSeq names its product transcription factor AP-2 delta (activating enhancer binding protein 2 delta) (gene tfap2d). The record is from RefSeq and is a predicted model, not a curated record. Gene Ontology annotation, cellular component: nucleus. The transcript is spliced from 8 exons. Gene Ontology annotation, molecular function: DNA-binding transcription factor activity, RNA polymerase II-specific; RNA polymerase II transcription regulatory region sequence-specific DNA binding. Gene Ontology annotation, biological process: regulation of cell population proliferation; regulation of transcription by RNA polymerase II; anatomical structure development. Lineage: Eukaryota; Metazoa; Chordata; Actinopteri; Perciformes; Anarhichadidae. Bases 156 to 1532 code for a protein of 458 amino acids.